Molecule: messenger RNA, 2745 nt
Organism: Symbiodinium sp. CCMP2592
Lineage: Eukaryota; Dinophyceae; Suessiales; Symbiodiniaceae
Source: the annotation of a GenBank genome assembly
AUGGACUCGACGACUGCACCUGCUGCCCACACGGCCGAGAACAUUCCCUGUAACUCCAGGAUUAAACCCACCCGGGCGCCGGACACUGAGCCCAGCGUCCGUGAGCGCUGGAACAAUCGAGUUUCUGGAAUCAAGGGCUACCCUACCAGCAAUCCAGUUCUCUUUCCUAAAGGACCUCCACCACCUCCUGGUGCUGAUUUGUUGGCUAUCCUUCAAGGAACUGACUCAGAGGUCUCGGAAGAAGUGCCCCUGGUUGCCUCGGCUAGCACUACGGCGGUUCCCCGAGAGCUCCCUCAGGAGCCUGACUCAGACUUUGACCUGGAUCAACCAGUUGGCGAUGGGGCCUACCAACCUACGUGGAAUGAGCUGGUACUGGCAUGCCUUCCUCCGCCACUCAAAGCUGCACCUACUUCGGUGGCCUUGGCAACAAUGGCAGUUCCCCCAGCAGUGGAGGAGCCUGACUCCUUGCCUGAACAUCCGGAGUCUGAGCCUGGCACCCCGGCUGCCGAUCCAGUUCUGGAUGAUCCGAUGGAGGGCACGUCUGAUGAAGGCUUCAUGCCACUACUUGACUCGGAUGCUGAAUUCAGAGACCUUCUGCCUGUGCCACAGUGUGUGCGCUCCCUGAAAAGAAGUACACGGCUCAUGGUGCUGUCGGUGAUUCGCCUGCACUACCUGUACCACCAACUCCUGCUCUAUGGCUGCCAGGUGUUCUACUUCCAAAAGGUGAAGCUCAAGGACGAACCGCGUUCCAUGUGGAUCGCUAUGCAUAUGUUUCACCACCAGGCUCCAGAUGGAAGUACCACCUACCGAGGUCGUCGGGUGGUGCUCAAAGGCCACAACCACUUGAUCCGUGUGUGGCUGUUCUGCUUCGAGAGGCUCUCUGCACCACAGGACCUUCACUCCAUCGAUAUUGUCUGCGGAUACCAGUUUGCACUGCACCAGGAGGCCGACAACAAUAACCUUCUGCACCGGCACAAGUACUGGGAUCGUUUGGGGGCCCUGCUUCACAACUUGCCCCAGCGUAAUCUUCUUAUACUUGCUGGCGAUAUGAAUUGCACACCAGAGUUUGUUGAGGGCUCCAUGGGACACACCUACGAUGCCUCCGCGAAGUAUCCGGACUCUGGAGAGUUUGCGGCUCUGCUGGAGGCCCAUGGUCUCAUUCUGCUCAAUGGCUGGAUUCGUCGACGCCUGCAGCCCACCUUUGUAGGUGCCAAACACAAGUCGGUGAUUGACUUCGUUAUCACUCGCAGGCAGCACGCGGAUGCAUUGGCCAGGAGGCUCGAGAGGGGGGACCACGGAUGCUUCAACUUCGGCAAAAUCUUCAAACGUUAUCACUGCCUUUCCUCUCAAGCCUUCGUCGCCAGCCCUUGCACCAUCGGCGAAUGCCUGUCUGAGCGGGGCCUGCACUCCGGCAACAACGCCCCUGUGGUGCCUGUGGAGCUCGGCCCUUACACAAAACCAAGCAUCGCUGCCGGGUUCUCUAUCAACUCUGCCUACUACGACACUCCCGACUGCAGGCCCUCUCAACUCCCCGGCUGCUUUCUGAUCGACAUGGACGCCCAGAGUGGAGCCGAAGCCCUGGCGCAAGUUCAGGAUAUGUUUCCUCACCUGGCACCACCGACUACCGCAGGAGAUGCCCCGAUGGAAGGUGUACCUCUGACAGGUCGGAGAGAGAGGGAGGAGGACAAGGCCGAAGCAGCGGAACCCCAGGACAAGUACCGGCGCCCGGCUGGGAAAGGUCAGAACCAUCCUACGGGGAAGAGCCCGCCACGGGAGAGCACCCAAGAGCCUGCAUCGGCCUCAGCUGGCCACACCAAGCAGGGCCGAACCCGCCAGUGGACGGACCAGGAGUGGGCAGACUGGCAAACCCAGAACACCCAGGCUGGGUGGAACAAAAACAAGACCACCAAGGAGCUGCAGAAAGAGCUGGACGCCCUGAAGGAGGAUGUCCGCCUCCUGUCUCGCAUUGCCAUGCGACACGAGGACGAACUGAGUCAACGUCGGACGGAGACCGACUUCAUUCUGACCCUGGAGGUUGCGGACCCCAAGGCUACCCAGGAACAGGAGGGCAUCUUGGAACAGCUCUACAAGAUGACGGUCGUCUGGAAGCAGCAACAGGAGGCGGGCAAGGCCAACAACUCCUUACGGCUUACUUUGUUCAUAGGCCUGCUGCUGUACUACGAGAUCAAGGUCCAGGAGGCAACGGCUUCGGCAGAGUCAGUGGAGAACCUGGCCCAGCAAGGCUUGCUGAUCCAGGUCGAGGGCAACCCGGCUUGGACCUACCGCCAAUGGGACCACCAACAGGAGGCCUUGAUUCAGUCCAGUCAACCUCCCCUUCUCGACACGGUGCUUCGAGGCCACCUCCAGACUCUGAAGACCAGCAUCGGGGCUCCGGCGGUGACGUUCUUCCUGAGCAUCGGCCUUCGCGAUCCCCUGGCCCUGGUAUGCUACCGAAGCUUGCAGGCCCUUUGCUACAAUUCUUCCAACCAGUUGCUCAAAAUGCGCCUCAAGCCCAUCCGCAUGGAACGACAGCCACUGGUUCGCAUCAUCCAGGAGAGGUACCCGGCUCCCCCCACGCGCUCAGAGGAGCAAAGGGCCACGUAUCUGGCGAAGCAGAUGCAAAAGGGGCGGAAGGGCAAAGGAAAGGGUCGAGAGGCCCGGCAGGAUCCGACGAUGCCGGAGCAACAGUUGGAGGACCCUCUGACUGUGGCAGCGGCAGAGUUUCAGGCGAGCCGCGGAGCUUAG